Messenger RNA from Notolabrus celidotus (New Zealand spotty), 2572 nucleotides. RefSeq lists its product as uncharacterized. Lineage: Eukaryota; Metazoa; Chordata; Actinopteri; Labriformes; Labridae. The record is from RefSeq and is a predicted model, not a curated record. The coding region runs from base 186 to 1604 and encodes 472 amino acids. The transcript has 10 exons.
GCUCCAUUUUCCCGCCACCGUUUUCUAAUUUGAACUGUUGGACGGAAACGUAUAUAAACGGAGUGAGAUACUUGAUGUCGACAAAUAGUGUUUUGCUCAGUACUUUGGCACAUGCAUCUGCAGGAGAUGUGAUUAUAUUCACAGAAGGAACAAACAGAGCUUGAUGUUUAAAGGGGAAUCCAGACAUGUCAGACAUUUCAGAGGAAGAGUGGAAAAGGGCGCUGACCACCAUCUUGGAGGAGCUAGAAAAGCAACAGUUCAUCAAGUUCCUGGAAUUUUUGGAUAAAAUUCCCCGAAGUGUGAGGACUGAGGUUUGUGAAGAAAAGAUGCCUGGGAAAAUUAUUCAGUGCUACGGACUACUAGACUCUAUUUCUGCCGUCAAUGAGGCAGUAGAUCAGAUACCCAGAAAGGACCGAGCAGUACAGGACCUUCUGCGACCCUUUGUGGAAAAGCUGAAGAAGCAUGAUGAGAAAGUAAACGAGGAAGAUAAGAGGAAACAUGAUGAAGUGGAGGGAGAAAAAAGGUCUGCUGCAGGAGAGAAGAGGAAACGGGACGAAGUGGAGGAGGAAGAAAGUUCUGCUUUAAGAGAGAAGAGGAAACGUGCCGAAGCGGAGGAGGAAGAAAGUUCAUCCCCAGAUCCACUGAUGAGCUGCCAGACUGUCCAGGAGAGAAGCAACCCUCCUUGGAAGAUACUCAUCCGUGAUCUGAAAACCAGGGACCCACUUCUUGACACGGAAGCCUUUUUUGGGAAAGUAAUUCAGAAAUCAGGGCUUCGCAAAUAUCGAACCAAAGGUGAUGAAAAAAAGUUCUUCUUUUAUCUGGCGGUGGCGGAUGAAGAGGCCACUGUCAAGGUGAUGGUUUAUGGAAGAGAUCGCUAUAAAGUACUCAAAGAAAACAGUUCCUACUUGUUCAGAAAUCUGAUCAGAGAUCAGAAUAUUGUUAAAGUUACAAAGCAAAGCACAGUGUCUCAAAGCAAACCUGUCCAAGUCCCAGGAGAGUUGGAGCUGGAAGCUCAGAAGCUUAUUUAUCCAGAGAUUCCUCUUUGCUCCAUCGCUGAAGCCAAAAAAUGUCCUGACAAGACAAAUGUGAGCGUGGAGGGAACUGUUAAAGAGAUUGCUCCCGUUGAAGAAGUCACGGUGUCAUACCAGCAGCAGAAGAAAAAGAUGCAGCGCCUAAAACUAAAAGAUGAGACAGAUUCCAUCAAGAUCUGUUUGUGGGGAGAAGAAACCAAGCUGUGCAAAGACUUAUCACUCAGAGAUACUGUAAAGCUGACCAACAUGAGGACCAACGACUAUUAUGGGGAGAAGACGCUGAACUCAACUGGAUUCACCAAAGUUCACAUGGUUCAAACUUUGGGAAUCCAAAAUGUCAAAAUAGAGAUCAUCGGGAUCCAAAAGGCCACAAAGAAGGAGACUCACCUGGAGGCAAACUUUAACCAACAGCUGCAUAUCUUUGUUGUGGCAUCAUCACUUCUGGCGAAGGAAUUGGAUAUCAAACUGGGUGGUGAUUAUCAAGAACGUCUCCUUGAGAAAUUGCUGUUCAUAGCAGAUGUAGAAAUCAAAGGAUAUAGAAUAAAGAAACUCAAAGUAGCUGGAAUGAUGUAAAUGAUGUUGAUGUUCGAUGAUGUAAACAUAACUUGUUUAUGGGUGGUAUGAAUGUUUCCUAUUUAGUAAUUACUGAAGAUUUGACCGUGUUAUUUAAUGAAGUUAUCAUUGAUGGGUGUGUUUUCUUUCAGUCUCUCUGAGGGUUUGAAGUGAACGAGAGGAAAAAUAAGUUUGUAAAAUGUACUUUACAUUGCAUAUUAUCCACAUAUACUUAAGAUUAAAAUUGAACAUGUUGACACUGGCAUUUAUUCUGCGAUUAUUCGUAAUGGAGCUCUCUGACAGCAGGUUUGAAACGUCAAAUUGAGACAACAGCGACUUACACAACAUCUGUUGUGCUGCAGGUGUAGACAGUAAAAGUAAACACUCAACGACGCACCUGUCCCGUUAACAGUCUGUUUAUGAUGCAGUCACGUUAACCAGCACGGGGACGGGGUGCUGGUAGUAGCGGGCACCGUCAGUGUCUGUCUCGUCCUUCAUGUCGAUGUUUCUGUGACGCAGCAGCGUGACGUACAUGUUUACAUUUUACGUUCAUGCUCAGUCGCAUAAUUUCAUCUGUUUCUGAAUCUCACACCACUACACACGAAUGUCCAGCUCCUGUUGGCUACUGAAUGUGGUUAGCCACCGUCUGGCGGGGGUACCACUUCGAAAAAUCAUCUCCCAUCCCUAGUUCAUAAAUUGCUCCAAACAGGAAGUGUAAGUUAACAGAUUCCUUUGGUAUCAUGAAAACUGAUAAAUUGUAGAGGUGGUGUACCAGCGUGUAAAAACCACUGGAAGUGGAAGUGCUGAUGUUAUUAUUUUCAACAAUGAAAUAUUUUAUUUCUGUCUAAUUUUCUUUGUUUCUUUCUUUUGUUUAAUUGACUGUUAGCCUUUGAGAUUUAAGAACUGUUGUCACUUUGUUGCAUCUUGUGUUGUUGAUUGUGUGUAAAUGGAUGCUGACUCACAGUAAACCUAAUGAUUUAUUUCACAGA